Molecule: messenger RNA, 1545 nt
Organism: Patiria miniata (bat star)
Lineage: Eukaryota; Metazoa; Echinodermata; Asteroidea; Valvatida; Asterinidae
Product: mucin-2-like
Exons: 5
Coding region: 215-1315 (366 amino acids)
Source: RefSeq, a predicted model, not a curated record
AGGAAGCACGGAACUAUGACUCACAAUGAAUAUACAUGUAAGUCAACUGGGGGCUUAAACGACUGAUGUGCACCCACACACGCAGUUUUCAUGGCGUCGAUCGAAACUUCUAACUUCGAUAAAUAUGUUUUGAAACAACAGCCUUUUUCACACUAGGCUGGGAUACAAAUCGUUUGCUACGGUGGGUAUUGGUGAUCGGCAUGCUCUGACGGAUAUGGCCGGAAUGCACAAGUUCAAUGUGAACUUUGGGAAUAUUUUUGUGAUCGUUUUGCUUGCCACAUGCAGUCAAAUGAUUUGUGGGGCAUCGAAUUGUAAUGACGCCAUCGCUCUAGGAUGUAAAGGUGGGCAAUGUGGAAAAGUUUACUGCAACAAUGACACAUAUGAUUACAUGUGCUCCAACGUUACUUCGCCGCCAAAAUUCCCGACCGUCAACUGUACCAUUAUCGCCCUGCUGGACGCCCUGCUGGAGGAGUUCUGUCCUGGGUCGAUACUUACAGCAUUUUGCAGUACGACAGUUCAGCCAACGACUACGGACGAGCCUACCACGACAGUUGAACCAACGACAACAGCUGCUGUGCCUACACCGUCAGCUGAACCCAACAUUAUGUCAUCUCAAACAAGUUAUACACGUGUUCCUGAAGCAGCUACAGCAAUGACACAGCCUGUCACAACACAGACAAUCAUAACGCAGUCCCAGCCUGCUGCCACGACGCAAGAUCAGCCUGUCGCAACGCAGGCUCAGCCUGUCGCAACGCAGGCCCAGCCCGUCGCAACGCAGGCACAGCUUAUCACAACGCAAGCCCAGCCUGUCGCAACCAAGGCACAGCCUGUCGCAACGCAAUCUCAGCCUGUCACAACGAAAGCCCAGCCUGUCGCAACGCAGGCCCAGCCUGUCACAGCCCCGACCCAGUCUGUCACACAGCCUGCCACACAACCACCUCAUACUACCACUGGAAGUAUCAGACCUAAGUCGACCACAACACCGUGUGUUGGUCCCAAUUGCGUCGUCAAAUCGUUCACCGUGAAGCCGUUACCACCAGAUCCAGUCAUUCCUACAGACGAAGUGACACUUAUGAUUUCGGUGAUAAUUGCGUCGAUAGUCAUGCUGAUCUUUAUCAUCGUAUUCAUAGCUUUGCUCGUUGCCAGAACCUUGAAAUGGAAGCCUAUGGGUUUCUUUUGCCCUUGCUGUUUCAAGCAAGAUCGUUCCCCCGAUCGAAGUGAUCCGCACUUUUCCAGCGCCCCAACCAGCGGCAGAUAUCGUCCAGAGCCUGGCACCAGACUUUGGGCGCCCAGUUUUUCGAGAGGACAACCUUGAUCUAUGCCAGCAAGGAGUAGCAAUCCGGGCACGCUCUCACAAUCACGAAGGCCCCCUUCAAUGGCGAAAGCAUUGUACUUGCUAUUGUUUAGAUACUCCAUCAUGAAGCAGUUGCAUUUGUACAAUAGCGGGCACAAUGGUUUCUCCAUUGAAGGGGGCCCUGUGAGUGUACAGUGGUCACGUGCCCGGGUUCGUCUAUUGGACUCGGCCUAUUCAGCUGUGCACGGGGC